UUCACUUUUUCCAUCAAAUAUUGGAGUCACAGCUUAAAAAAAAAAACAGAAGAACCGAAAAAGUCGUAGAUAAUAUUUUCAUAUUUUCGACUCUAUUUGAGGUUUUCUGUCAAACAUUGGAGUCACAGUUUGAAAAAAAUAUAAAAAUAUCUAUAGAGAAGUGGACACUUUGAAACUGAAGCCCUUCAUGCACCAGACCGAAUAGCCUAUAUUGACCGAGUUAACGGCUCUUUUUUAGGUCACAUCACAGCUCCCAGAGGAGGUCAAUUCCAUGGAUUCCAUACCUAGGCUGAAGAACUUGAACGCAACAGGCGCAGGAACAGGCGCAGGCGUCAAGAAAGAACGAAAAAAUUUCCCGAAACGGACGAUACAAAUAAUGCAACAAUGGCUGUUUGAAAAUAGAUACGAUCCUUACCCAGAUAAGGAUGACAAGGUGAAGUUAUGCAGAGAAGCUGGGGUGACAAUGUUACAGCUGAGUUACUGGCUUGCCAACGCCCGAAGAAGAAAACUUCCCGAAAUGCUUCGUUUAGAAGGACGUAAUUCGAAGGAUUAUACUAGGUCGUACGGCUCUAAAAAGAUUCGGGUGCCAAAAAAUACCAAAGCCAACAUGCUACCUGUCGACGAAGGGAUUGAACAGGGAGCGGGAGACAACUAUGGAAUUAAUAUUGACCAAUCAGAUCACGAAAAUGCAGAAACUCAAAAUUUGCCAAAUGAGGAUUUCUUCUCUUGGAUCCUGGAAGAAGAUGAGCUCGAUUCAAUACCCGGUGUAAAUCCAAUAGGUCCUCAUGCCGAUCCGGUACCCUUGAAUCAAAUUGCUCUUGAUCUUAUGGUAACAACAGAAGAUGAAGGCGAGGAAACGGUUUUAACUUGCCUCUAGGCUGUUGAAUUAAUUUCUACCAAAAAUACAAUAAUUAAUAUCUAUUAUGUAGACUACAUUAAGUUUUAGUUUUAAUAUUGUUCUAUAAUGAUUGAUUACGAAUUUGUAAAGAAUUCUGGUGUCC
Messenger RNA from Ceutorhynchus assimilis (cabbage seed weevil), 1001 nucleotides. The record is from the annotation of a GenBank genome assembly. NCBI's taxonomy places the organism in Eukaryota, Metazoa, Arthropoda, Insecta, Coleoptera, Curculionidae.